AUCAAUCAUGACAUGCGGGCUAUUCUGGUCGAUUGGCUUGUUGAGGUUUCGGAUGAAUAUAGAAUGGCCCCGGACACACUACAUUUGACCAUAAAUCUUAUAGAUAGAUUCCUAUCUCAUAAUCUCAUCGAGAAGCAAAAGUUGCAACUUGUUGGAGUAACCUGCAUGCUAAUUGCUUCGAAAUACGAAGAAAUAUAUGCUCCCUCUGUGGAAGAAUUUUGCUUCAUUACUGAUAAUACAUACACGAAAGAUGAGGUAUGCCAUAGUCUUGUUGUCAAAAUGGAAAGUCGUGUUCUGAACUGUUUGAGCUUUCAUUUAUCGGUUCCCACCACAAAGAAGUUCCUCAGCCGAAGCUCAUGGGUGGUUUCUGCAAAUAUCCCGUAUUACUUACUCUGCUUCGAAAAAUUUCACUCUUAUGUCCACAGGAGAUUCAUUCAUGCAGCACAAGUUUCGUACGAGGCUCCUUUAGCCGAGCUCGAAUUCUUGGCGAAUUAUUUAGCUGAAUUAACACUACAGGAGUACAGUUUCCUCAAAUUCUUACCAUCCCAAAUUGCUGCAUCUGCUGUUUUUCUAGCAAGAUGGACACUUGAUCAGUCAAACCAUCCAUGGAAUUCGACUUUGGAGCAUUAUACACGGUACAAAACAACCGAGCUGAAAAAUGCAGUUUCAGAACUGCAAGAGUUGCAGCUAAACACUCGAGGGUGUUUGCUUAAGGCCAUUCGCGAAAAAUAUAAGCAACCUAAGUUCAAGUGCGUCUCGACUCUUUGUUCGUCAAGACAAGUGCAAUCACUUUUCUAAGGAAAACUGUUUUUACCACAAUUGUUGUACCGUUUGCAGCUUUCCUUGUACCAGUUGAUAAAAGACUUCAUUAUCGAGCUAUUUAGUUUGGCUCAUGUACAAAAAUUUCUGUAACAAUUGAG
Messenger RNA from Striga asiatica, 920 nucleotides. NCBI's taxonomy places the organism in Eukaryota, Viridiplantae, Streptophyta, Magnoliopsida, Lamiales, Orobanchaceae. The record is from the annotation of a GenBank genome assembly.